Messenger RNA from Candoia aspera, 11464 nucleotides. It is a transcript of the gene PTPRU, whose product is annotated as protein tyrosine phosphatase receptor type U. Gene Ontology annotation, molecular function: protein tyrosine phosphatase activity; protein binding. The transcript is spliced from 30 exons. Gene Ontology annotation, biological process: protein dephosphorylation. NCBI's taxonomy places the organism in Eukaryota, Metazoa, Chordata, Lepidosauria, Squamata, Candoiidae. The record is from RefSeq and is a predicted model, not a curated record. Bases 204 to 4511 code for a protein of 1435 amino acids. Gene Ontology annotation, cellular component: membrane.
UCGGUUCCAAUCAGGCUCUCGCUAUUUCAGCUGGAACCGUGUGGAAUCCGCGGCUCGUCCUGGUAACUUUCCGCCGCGUCUGUGAGCGAAGGCAGCUUUCGCCAGCCGCGGCCAGAAGAGCGACGCAGGGGCAAGAGCGAGGCUGGCGGACGGGAUAACUUUUGGGGGACGGGAAGCGGGGGCGAGGCUGCCCCCGGGGCAAGAUGCCGAACACCCGCGCGCUGAUCUUCAUGCUCACCUUCCAGAUCUGCUCCUUGGAGACCGAAACGCCGACAGCUGGCUGCACAUUUGAAGAAGACGGGGACCCAAAUCAGUGUGAAUACAGCCAAGGUCUUGAAGAUGACUUUGAGUGGGAGCUGAUCCGGAGCUAUCUCCUUCCCCAUCUGACCUCUGAUCUUCCUCAUGGCUCCUAUCUGAUGGUCAAUUCCUCCCAGCAUAAUCCAGGGCAGAAAGCACAUAUCCUCUUCCAGACACUGAGUGAAAAUGACACUCACUGCCUCCAGUUCAGCUACUUCAUGUACAGCCGUGAUGGGCACAGUCCUGGGACUUUGAAUGUCUUUGUCAAGGUGAAUGGAGGACCACUGGGAAGCAUGGUGUGGAAUGUCUCCGGCUCCCAUGGGCGGCAAUGGCAUCAAGUGGAGCUUGCUGUCAGCAUGUUUUGGCCCAACGAGUACCAGGUAUUGUUUGAAGCAGUGAUUUCCAAUGACCGACAUGGCUACUUGGGAUUGGAUGAUAUCCUCCUCUUGAAUUAUCCCUGCUCCAAAGCACCUCAUUUUUCUCGCCUGGGUGAUGUGGAGGUGAAUGCUGGGCAGAAUGCAACUUUUCAGUGUGUAGCUGCUGGCAAGGCUUCUGAAACAGAGAGGUUUCUCAUGCAGAAGCAGAAUGGAGUUGUCAUUCCCACUGUCUCAGUGAAACACAUCAGUCACAGAAGAUUUCUGGCUACUUUUCAACUGGAUCAAGUUUCUAAAGGAGACCAGGACUUGUACCGCUGUGUGACUCAGUCCAGCAGGGGCUCUGGUGUCUCUAACUUUGCCGAGCUGAUAGUCAAAGAGCCCCCAACGCCCAUUGCACCCCCACAGCUUCUGAGAGCAGGUUCAACAUACUUAAUCAUCCAGCUCAAUACCAACUCAAUCAUUGGAGAUGGCCCUAUUGUAAGAAAAGAGAUUGAGUACCGUAUGACUUCUGGACCUUGGUCGGAAGUGCAUGCUGUGAACAUGCAGACCUAUAAGUUGUGGCAUCUUGAUCCAGACACGGAAUAUGAAAUCAGUGUCCUGCUGACCCGGCCAGGAGAUGGUGGGACCGGCAAACCUGGACCUCCACUCAUCAGUAGGACAAAGUGUGCAGAACCCAUGAGGGCCCCCAAAGGCCUUGCCUUUGCAGAGAUCCAGUCCAGGCAGCUGAUCCUUCAGUGGGAGCCUCUGGGUUACAACCUGACACGCUGUCAUACGUACACUGUUACACUCUGCUAUCGCUAUGCUGUAGGCACUGGCCAUAACCAGACCUUUCGUGAGUGUGUGAAGAUGGAGCACAGUACCAACCGCUACACCAUCAAGAAUCUGCUGCCAUAUAAAAAUGUCCAUGUCAAGCUCAUCCUAUCUAAUCCUGAAGGCCGGAAAGAAGGCAAAGAGAUGAUAUUUCAGACUGAUGAAGAUGUCCCUGGAGGCAUAGCUUCAGAGUCCCUCACAUUCACCCCCCUGGAGGACAUGAUUUUUCUGAAAUGGGAGGAGCCAUUGGAACCCAAUGGUCUCAUAACACAAUAUGAGAUCAGCUACCAGAGCAUUGAAUCCUCUGACCCAUCAGUCAAUGUGCCUGGACCACGACGCACUGUCUCCAAACUCCGAAAUGAAACUUACCAUGUUUUCUCCAACCUUCAUCCUGGGACAACCUACCUUUUUUCAGUAAGAGCACGAACUGGCAAGGGCUUUGGACAAACUGCUCUGACUGAGAUCACCACCAACAUCUCAGCACCCAGUUUUGAUUAUGGAGACAUACCUUCACCACUGGGAGAAUCGGAUAGCACCAUCACUGUUCUCCUGCGGCCAGCACAGGGCAGGGGUGCCCCAAUCAGCACCUAUCAAGUCGUUGUGGAAGAAGACAGACCUAAGAAGAUCAAGCGGGAGUUAGGAGGCCCAGAAUGUUUUCCAGUGCCACUCACAUUUGAUGAUGCCAUGUCCCGUGGCUUGGUUCACUACUUUGGAGCUGAACUGUCCCCAAGCAGCCUCACAGAAGCCAGGCCCUUCACUGUAGGGGACAAUCAAACGUACAGUGGUUACUGGAAUCCUCCACUGGAACCCAAGAAGGCCUACCUCAUCUACUUCCAGGCUAUGAGCAAUCUCAAAGGGGAAACACGGCUGAAUUGUAUCCGAAUAGCUCGGAAAGCUGCAUGUAAAGAAAGCAAGCGUCCCUUGGAAGUUUCCCAGCACUCAGAGGAAAUGGGCCUCAUUCUGGGCAUUUGUGCUGGAGGACUGGUGGUAUUGAUCAUCCUUCUGGGAGCAAUCAUUGUUGUCAUUCGGAAAGGGAAACCUGUCAACAUGACCAAAGCCACAAUCAACUAUCGCAAUGAGAAAACACACAUGAUGAGUGCAAUUGAUCAGAGCUUCACAGACCAGAGCACCCUUCAGGAAGAUGAGAGGCUGGGAUUAUCUUUCAUGGAUACUCACAAUUACAACAACAGAGGUGAUCAGCGCUCCAACAUUGUCAAUGAGUCCAGCAGCCUAUUGGGGGGGUCCCCUCGAAGGCAGUGUGGACGCAAAGGCUCCCCCUAUCACACUGGGCAGCUUCACCCUGCUGUCCGAGUGGCUGAUCUUCUCCAGCACAUCAACCAAAUGAAAACAGCGGAAGGGUAUGGUUUCAAGCAGGAAUAUGAGAGUUUCUUUGAAGGCUGGGAUGCUUCAAAGAAGAAAGAAAAGACCAAAGGGAGACAAGAUCACAUGCCUAGCUAUGACCGACAUCGGGUGAAGCUCCAUCCACUUCUUGGUGAUCCCAACUCUGACUAUAUCAAUGCCAACUACAUUGAUGGUUACCAAAGAUCCAACCACUUCAUAGCCACACAAGGCCCCAAACAGGAGAUGAUCUAUGAUUUCUGGCGGAUGGUGUGGCAGGAGCACUGUUCCAGCAUAGUGAUGAUAACAAAGCUGGUAGAAGUGGGAAGGGUUAAGUGUGCCAAAUAUUGGCCAGAUGACUCAGAGAUGUAUGGAGAUAUUAAAAUUACCCAUGUGAAAUCAGAGACACUGGCAGAAUAUGUGGUGAGGACAUUCACCCUGGAAAGGAGGGGCUAUUCAGCAAGGCAUGAAGUUAAGCAGUUCCACUUCACAUCAUGGCCAGAACAUGGGGUACCUUACCAUGCCACCGGCCUGCUGGCAUUCAUUCGCAGAGUCAAAGCUUCUACACCUCCUGAUGCAGGACCCAUUGUUAUUCACUGCAGUGCUGGCACUGGGCGGACAGGCUGCUACAUUGUCCUGGAUGUAAUGCUGGAUAUGGCUGAGUGUGAAGGAGUUGUAGACAUUUACAAUUGUGUGAAGACUCUGUGCUCACGGAGAAUCAACAUGAUUCAGACAGAAGAGCAAUAUGUCUUCAUCCAUGAUGCCAUCUUGGAAGCCUGUCUUUGUGGAGAAACCAGCAUCCCCCUCAGUGAGUUCAGACCUACAUACAAAGAGAUGGUUAGGAUAGAUCCACAGAGCAACUCAUCCCAGCUGCGGGAGGAAUUCCAGCAGACUCUGAAUUCUGUAACACCCCACCUGGAUGUGGAGGAGUGCAGCAUUGCCCUUCUACCACGUAAUCGGGAAAAGAAUCGGAGCAUGGAUGUGCUGCCUCCAGACCGGUGCCUCCCUUUUUUGAUCUCCAUGGAUGGGGACAGCAACAACUACAUCAACGCGGCCUUAACUGACAGCUACACCAAGAGUGCUGCUUUUAUUGUAACCUUGCACCCCCUACAGAACACCACGACAGAUUUCUGGAGGUUGGUGUAUGACUAUGGCUGCACCUCCAUCAUUAUGCUAAACCAGCUCAACCAGUCCAAUUCUGCCUGGCCUUGUUUACAAUACUGGCCAGAGCCAGGGCUUCAGCAAUAUGGACCAAUGCAGGUGGAAUACCUAUCUCGGUCAACCGAUGAAGAUGUUGUAGCCCGUCUUUUCCGGGUGCAGAAUAUAACACGGUUACAGGAAGGACACUUGAUGGUCCGGCACUUUCAGUACCUGCGGUGGUCAGCCUACAGAGAUAUUCCAGAUUCUAAAAUGUCUUUCCUGAAUUUAUUAGCCCAAGUAGAGAAGUGGCAGGGAGAGAGUGGCAAUGGCAGGACCAUUGUGCAUUGUUUGAAUGGAGGUGGACGGAGUGGUACCUUCUGCGCCUGCACCAUGAUCCUGGAGAUGAUCAGGUGUCACAAGCUGGUGGAUGUUUUCUUUGCUGCAAAGACCCUCCGCAACUAUAAGCCAAAUAUGGUUGAGACCUUUGAACAGUACCACUUCUGCUAUGACAUAGCCCUGGAGUACCUGGAUUCACUGGAGACCAGAUAGCAUCUUGUCAAAGCACCCCAAAGGCAAGUGUUUGUAUUAGGUUUGGGCCAAACCUGCAUUUUGCACCCAGACUUUUUUUGAAUAAGAGCGAGAGAGAGAAAAACAAAACAAUGCAACGGAAGAGAAAUGAAAAAGGGCAAGAUACAAGGACCAUGUUGUCCAUCCUCUACCUUCAUUUUUGUUCCUAUCCCCCUACUCCUGCUUCUCUAGUUGCCAGCAGAGCAGAGACUACACAAACUCAACCCAUGUACACAAUGUUGUGCAAUAUGCCAGCCAUGAGUUUGAUACCUGUGUGUCAUUUCUAUGUAUACGGAUCCUGGUGUGCAGAAUGGGCAUCCCAGUGGGUCUCCUUGUGACGCUAAGAGUCACCGGGUGGAAAGAUCCCUGCACUACAGACCGCAGAGGACAAGCAAAAUCCAGCAGCUGUCAAAGUGGCAACAGCAGACUGGAGGAAGCAGUGGAACAUGUUCUGAAAGCUAAGAAGCUUUCUGGCCGAAAAGAUCAGCUUGCAGUUGUCAUUCUUUGAGAAGCCACAUUGGACUAAAGUGCUUGCUGGACUUGUACAGUUUUCAUUCUCUCUUUAUAACCAUGUUUCUUGUUUCCAAAUGAGUGCCUGCCUCUAAAGAGAGAUUCUAAAUUGCUGUGUGGCAGGAAAACUGCCUGUUAAAAACAGAACAACCCCCCAGUCAUCUAACAAGGAGAAAACACGUGGGUGUCUUGUUCUCAAGGUGUCCAGAUUUGCUUAACAACCACUGUAACCAUACACCUGGGUAUUUUGUUCCAAACUGUCCAAGCUUUGGAAAAGCCUUACUUUUCAGAAUACUGGUGUCAGGCCUGCAGCCCUUCUCAGGCAUCUUUUCAGUAGGGCUACCUAACCAUAAAACGUCCUCAGUAGUGCGACCCCUUCAACAUCUUAGCCACAAGAACUCACACACAUAUGCAGGCUUCGGAGAUCACCAGCAAGCAUGCAAGCCAGAGAAUAAUCUUCCCAGUUAGUCUGUUCACAAGAAUUAUUAAGCAAGGGGGCAUGAGGGGGAAAGAAAAGGUCCCUAUCAAUCUGGAUAAUUCUCUUUCAGAGUCAAGUGUAGAGCUUUGUAUGUAUGUUGGUGGUGCCUUUGGAAUUAAAAGCGGUGACAAAUAGCUGUUUUCUGCACUUAUGACUUGUGUGGUGGGAAGACAUUUUGCUUUGGAAAGGUGAGCUGGCUGAGUUUUCUGGAAGAGUUAGUUCUACAGACAGCUUUACUUAGGGUCAGAAUUUACAGCAGUCAGUGUUGAAAGAUGCCAGCCUAAGAAUAUGAAGGAUAGGCAGGUAUGUUUCUAUAACAGUCCACAACCUCAGAACCCAUUCUUUUCCUUUGCUCCAUCAGCCAAGCUAAUCAGUUUAUUCCUACACCUCCCACUCUUGGCAUAAAAUUCUGUUGAGAUAAUUAAUAGAAGAGUGUUUAAUGCAGAAUAGCAUCAGAGCCCUGGAUGUGAUUCACAUGAUAAUUGUGGUGCACCAUUCAUUUGUUUAAAGAGUCAGAGGUACUGCAGCCAGGUUAAGCAAAUUUUUGCCAAAUGUGGAUGACCAGCCUAUUCAAAACUCUCUGGCUGUUCCACUUAAAAUGCCCAAAGCCUCCAUCUUUCAGCUGCAUGAUGCAGAUAAGUGCAUGUGCAAAAGUAAAGAAAAAAAAUGCAGAGCUGUUAAUGUGCCUUUUUAUCCUUUAUGAAACACAUCAUAAAUCAAUGGAGCCGCAGCAAGGGAGUAAACAGCAUCAAAAUGGCAGGUGUCACUGGGGUAAUUGAAGCCCUGCCCCUUUUUGUGUGUGAGACGCAUGAAAUGCACAUUAAAAAAAAGGGCUUCAGUUGCCUGGUCGCACCCAUCGUUUUGAUGCUUUGAUCCCCUUCCCCAUGAAACCUCUGGACUUCAAGCAAUGAAUCUUUUCAAAUUAGUCUUGCCAUUGUGUUGAUAGAUGCAGAGAAGGAAGGAAGAUUCUUCUUCUAGGCCAGGAUGUUGAUUGAAUUAGCCAAGGAAAAGAAGGUCUGUUGCUACACAGAAUGGAUAUAAAGAUUAUGCAUUCCUUCUGGAAAUGGGAAAAGGGAGGCAUGAUGGAAAAAAAUGGGAAAAGGGAAGCAUGAAUAUGAACUGGGACUCAUGCCAAUACUCUUUAGGAAUGCCAUGGCAGUUUACAUUACAGGUAGUCCUCGCUUAAUGACCGCAAUUGGGACUGGAAUUUUGGUUGCUAAGCAAAGCUGUCAUUAAGCAAAUCCAACCCAAUUUUAUGACCUUUUUUGCAGUGGUUGUUAAGUGAAUCACAUGGUUCCCCAUUGAUUUCGCUUGCCAGAAGCCAUCUAGGAAGGCUGAAAAUGGUGAUUACAUGACCAUGGAAUGCUGCGAUGGUCAUAAAUGUGAACCGGUUGCCAAGCACCCAAAUUAUGAUCAUAUGACCGUGGGGAUGCUGUGAUGGUCAUAAGUGUGAGGACCAGUUGCAAGUUGUUUUUUCCAGCACCGUCAUAAGUCCAAACCAUCACUAAACAAAUGGUUGUUAAGUGAGGACUACUUGUAUUUGAUGCAUCUAGCAGCUAGUAUUUUCUGUUUUUUCUCUAGAAUGCCCAAAUGUCAUAUCUCAGGACUUUUGGGGAAGGAGAGAAAGGAAGGAAGAUGGCCAUUAGUGAGAGCUGCCAUUUUGGAUGCAGGCUCUUCCAUUUUUUGGUGGGGGGUGGGGAUUAAAGCUUUUUCUUCCACAGUAAAUUCUGGGGAAAGCAAAAUGACAUCUAUCUAAAAGUACCAGCCAGAGAUAGUAGUGCCAAGUGAUGAAAUAGGAAGUGUGGAAAAAUUCAAAAGGAAGAUGGAUGUGUAUAAUAAAAUGAACUGUUAAUGAAUGUAAUCUCAAAUGGGUGAGUGGGUAGAAAGUUAUUUGCAGGAACUAAGUGGACAAACAUCUUAGGUGAUGGAGCAAGCAUUGAUCUUUUUUUAAAAUACUAGUUUUUGCAUCCAGCUAGCACUGGUGCCUCUGAGGAGACUUAAGACAUUAUUUUUCCUAAGUGUUCCAAGAAUGUUUUAGAGGCCAGUCCUAGACAUCUGCAGCUAAGCACAAUGAUAAUGUGCAUGUGAUGGCUUCUUGGCAUGAACUCUGUUCUUUGUUAUAGCAUCCCAAUGUCAGAUGCAAGUAUGUAAGCCAUAGGGGUUUGUACUGGAACAUGCUGCAUGUUUCACCACUUGACACUCCCUGUGGAUGUGUAUGAAGCCAGUGUGGAAAAAUAAGAAUGGAAUUGGUUUAGCAUAGUUAAGGGACAGUCAUCGAGGGCCCAGAUAAAACCUGCAGCUGUGCCAGAUUCAAAUAUCUGAGCAGAAUGGAAUUACUGGAAGGUAGAACAGAUGGGAACCUUAGGCUGAAAUGUAAGGGCUGUGCUUUUUCCUUGACUUCCUCCUCUGUAAUGUGAAGAUUAAGACUGAUUAAUGGGAAUAGCAACAUGUAGGCUCUUGUGUUUAAAGCAAAGACAGCUGCCAUUUUUGAUUUUGCAGAGUUUUUACAGCUAGAGCAUUAAAAAGGCUAUUCCUGUGGCACAGCUUCAUGUAAGUACAGAAUAUGGGAGCUCAGUGAAAUAUUCUGCUUGCUGAACGUCACAUCCUUCAUUGUGAAAAUAGAGAUGAAAAGGAGAAGUCCUGGCCCUGACGGUUGAUAUAUUUUAAACAGUUGGAAUACUAGGAAAUACACUUCUGAAUUUAGAAGGUGGUUCAGAUGGGUUUUCCAGGAGUUAGAGAUAAUUCUACUUUGUUCCCUUCCCAAGAAGAGGAACUGCUGAAUACAUUAUACAAAAUCCUAAAGAUCUGAGAACCUUUCAGAAAUGGAUUCUCAGUUGCAGAAUUGAACUUCUCUUGACACAAGUGCUUUCAGCAGAGAGAAUGAAAUCAACCUUUAGAAAUUCAUGCUGAGUUGAAAAUAGCAUGCCAUUGUUCAACCUGGUCUGUUCAUCCACAUCUAGCUGCUAGGUUUCAACUCUGGGUGAACCUUGGCAAUUUCUUAAUAAUGGGCUGUAUUUCUAAUUGGAGAAAGUCUCUUUUGCGGGGGGGGGGGGAGGUGUAAGAAAAUGCUAAUACCUUUAAAAGAUUUGAAGAGCCAUGUUCUGAAGUAAUUUUCAUGUAUCAUAUUCUUUCAAGCCAAUCAACGUGAUGUUUUUAGGUUUGUUAAAGCUGGAUACUCUGUGUAGUGCUUAUUUCCAGGAUAUGUAUCUACUUGUAGGUGAUAGAGCAAGGGAAGUCAGCUAAAGAAUGGCUAUGUUUGGGAAGUCUAUUUUACCUCUUCUUUCAUAGUUUCACUACAGUUAGUCAGCUUAACAUUCCCCAGCUUUGCACCCUUGAGAUAUGUUGACACUACAGCUCCCAGAAUUCUGACUGUGCUGGUUAUGAGUCCUGGGAGUUGUAGUUUCAAUGUAUCUGGGAAUCAUCAGAGUUGGAAAUGGCUGUUUCUCUGUUUCCAUGAGUUUUUUUUUUAAGGCAGUUAAAACAUCACCAAUGAAAUAACCAACUAAAUAGUCUAACUCUCCAUCUGUCUGUUGUUCAAGAACUGAUCUACAAAGUAGAAGUACUUAACUUUACAAAUGGGAUACGGUCCAACACAGAGGAAGAGGUACUCAUUUAACUUGUGAGUGUAUUUUAAAAGCUACUUUUUAUGUUACUGUUCAUACUCAGAACACUAACAUCAUUCCAUGAGUAAUAUACCAGUUUUUGAUCACAGAAUCUGUUGCUUUCAUUAUCACAUCACCUGAGCACCUAUUUUGAGAGGUGUUACCAGAGCUUACAUUUCCUGACUCAAAAGUAUAUACCUUAAGAGCUUCUAAAUGAGUCAGUUAUUCCCCUGUAGCUUAACUCGAAGUCUGAGAAAGAAUAUUCCAGUCCUCAGCUUUGUCUUUUCUACACACCCCUCUUUUACCAUGGAGUGGCUGAUGGGAUGAAGAGAGGGGAACUCUUUAGCUGUUCAAAUCAAACCUAUUCUCUAGGUGCAGCUUCCAGUAUAAAAGAUUGAGGAACUUGUGGUUCUCCCUUCCAUAUGUUAUUGGACACCAGUCCCCAUUAUCCCCAGCCAGCACAGCCCAUGAUGGCAGCUGUGAGUCCAUUAAGUGUCCCCACAUCCUCUGCUGUAUUUUCCUAAAUUACAAAGUGACAGUAGAUGUCAGACCCACAAAGGAGAUAUUUAUGGCUCAGUUGCUACUCUCCGUUGAAAAGUUUUCCUAAAAGAUGUCACCAAAUUUAGUCAAGCAAUGAUCUGAGGAUUGAUUGUGUGUGUGUAUGAAUAUAUUUGUUUGACCAAUUGCCUUGAUACAUACAGUUCUGCUUACAAGAGGAAAUAGUUCUAAAAAGAAAGCUCACAGUUUGUUUUUAAAUAACGUGAGCAACACUGAUUUGCAAGAAACAUUCUUGUUUCUUCAGCUAUUAUCAAGAAAAUGCCUCUUUUAAGAAAGCAACUGCCAUCUGCAUACAUACACACACCCUAUAUGGAUUAUCUAUUAUGCUCAAGGUUUUUUGAACUUUAGAAAAAAAUAUUUUUAGAUUUAAGUGUAUCGGUUAGAGUGGCAGUCCCUCAGCUGAAAAUGAUAGAUGCACAUAAGAAGGUAGAGCAAGAUCCUUGAUGUGGGUAGACACAAAGCAGAAAUAAGAGUUUUCCUGUUGGGUAACUGUUCAGAGUGCAGGAGAUGAAGCAGUUUGGGAUUUGGAAAUACACCAGGCAAAUAAUGCAGCCCUGGUCGUCACAUUUUAAGAAAGGUGUUGACCAAAAGGAGAUGAUGUUCACCAGAAUGAAAGAGGGAUUUGAAAAGUCCUAUGAGGAAUAGUUGAAAGAAUUGUCUAAGUUUAGCCCAGAGAAAAGAAAACCAAGGGGAGGUAUCAAGAGGAAAAACAGGUCUUACAUUGCACUUAGGUAUAAAUGCAUACCAAAUAAAAAUAUUAAAUAGUAUACUACAGAAGAUAUGACAGACUUCAAAUGUAUGAAUGGCUGCCUUAUGAAAGAUAGAGCACCAUUACCACCAAUGAGAUUAAAUUACAAGGAAACAGAUUUGAGGAGAAAUUUCUUGAGGGCUAUGAGAUGUCUCAAGAAUGUAUGGUUUCCCAUUAAAGGACGGAAGGAGGGAAUGGACAGCCAUCUGUCAAGAAUGCUGUAGUACUUGCACAGAAAAAGGAACUAUUAGAUUAUCACUUUUGACUCUAAAAAAUGUAUGCUUUGAAGACGCACUAUGAUCCAGAUGGGAAAAUCUCCAUCUCAAAUGUGAGAUUGUGAAAAUCUCCAUCUCAGAUGUGAGAUUGCAAAUUCCAACUCAACAGUCCUGCCCUAGAGAAUAAUAGGUCCACAUAGAAAUGGAGCUCACCCAUUUUAGUUAUGAGAAUGGAUAGGUAAAAGCAGCAUUAACAAGUAAAAUCAACUUGCUUUAUUUUCAGAGGAAAGGAACAAUAUGUCAACAGAUGCAUUGCCAAAGAAUCUAGUUGCAUUUCCAACUUAAAACAACCAAUCAUGGGCACAGACAACCAUAAUGUUUAAGAUUUUAUUUUUAUUUUAUUUAUUUUUCAAAUUUCUAUCACCUCCCAUCUCCCCCAAGGGGGACCCCAAAGGGGACUCCAAAAGGGAUUUUCCAUCUUCUUCCUGUUAUAUCUUAAGGGAAUUGAUUUUUACAAAUUCUUGUAUGAAAUGACUCGAUCUGCCCUUCUUCAAAUAUUGUGCAAAGCAGAGCUUGGUUUUCUGUUAGAUUUCACACUUCUCCAAAUGUUGCAAUGCUGUUAAUGAAAUUUAAAUGUGUAUUUUGAAGGAAAUUGUACAUUUUAAAUCUAUUUUGAGAAGAAAUGUGUAUUUAAGUACAUAUUUUGAGAGGAUUUUUUUUUUAAAAAAAACCCUGCAAAUCAAUGCAUACAUGGAAUAGGAUCGUAAAUAAAAAUAUUUUAAAUUGGCAUGAAACGGAAAUAAAAAAUUGUCCAUUUGUAUUGA